Molecule: messenger RNA, 1510 nt
Organism: Pantherophis guttatus
Lineage: Eukaryota; Metazoa; Chordata; Lepidosauria; Squamata; Colubridae
Product: olfactory receptor 5AR1-like
Biological process (GO): G protein-coupled receptor signaling pathway
Cellular component (GO): membrane
Molecular function (GO): G protein-coupled receptor activity; olfactory receptor activity
Source: RefSeq, a predicted model, not a curated record
AAAAAAGACAUUUCACAUUCAGCUAAUAUUCUGAACCCAGCACCCAUUGUGAAAGAUCAUGGAUAAAGGAAAUGAUUCUGUUAUUACCGAAUUCAUUCUUCAGGGAUUCACAGACAAUCCCAAAAUGCAACUUGUUCUUUUUUUUAUCUUCCUCUCAAUUUAUCUCAUUGCGCUGUUAGGGAAUCUUGGGAUGAUUCUACUGAUAUGCACUAACACCCAACUUCAUAAACCCAUGUAUUACUUUCUGGGCAACCUCUCCUUUGUUGAUCUCUGCUGUUCCACAACCGUUGCUCCUAGAAUGCUGAUUGAUUUAUUAAGUGAAAGUAAAAGGAUUUCCUACAAUGCCUGUGCUACACAGCUCUUUUUCUAUGUGUUUUUUGUAGACAUAGAAUGUGUUUUGUUGGCUGUGAUGGCCUAUGACAGGUAUGUGGCCAUCUGUAAUCCACUUCUCUAUUCAGCGGCAAUGUCCAAAACGCUCUGCCAACAAUUGAUUGCUUUUGCAUAUUGCAUAGGCUUAAUGGAUACAAUAGUAUACACUACCUCUACAUUCCUACUCACAUUCUGCAGGUCAAAUGUUAUUAAUCAUUUCUUUUGUGAUAUGCCUCCACUAUUUGUACUCUCCUGUUCUGACACCUAUGUUAAUGAGCUUGUGCUGCUUAUCAUUGAUGGCUUCAUUGAAGCAUGCAGCAUUUGUAUGAGUCUUAUAUCCUAUGUUUAUAUUGUGGUUACAAUCCUAAGAAUGCACUCCGCUGAGGGCAGGCGCAAGGCAUUUUCCACCUGUGCUUCUCACCUGACAGCUGUUGGGAUAUUCCACGGGACCAUAGUCUUCAUGUACAUCCGGCCCACCUCCAGCUACUCCAUGGACCAAGACAAAUGGGCCUCUAUGUUCUACACAGUCGUGAUCCCCAUGCUCAACCCUUUGAUCUACAGCCUGAGGAACAAGGAGGUGAAAGAUGCUGUGAUAAAAUCAGUCGGCAAUGUAUGGACUUUUAAAGGCAGGAAACCCAAAUAAAUGUAGGGAACAAUUUCAUUCAGUAAUAACCUCUGACCCUUCUAAAGAGGAAUAAUGUCACUGGGUAAAAGAAAUACAUUGUAUUGUAAUGUUCUGUGACCUUUUAUACUUCUGAAUAUUAUCUCAAUAACAAUCAUAACUUACUUAACAUAGUAGACUUCACUAACAAUAGUCUCAAUCCUGCUGAACCACUUUUUCAGUUUAAUCAGAUAAACUUUGCACUUCUGGCUCUUAGCCGCUUCCCAGGCUCUUCAGCCACCAACAAUGGUAGCAUAACAAAAGACCACAAAAUGAGGGUUUCUAGUUUCAUAAAGCAAGAUGGCUAACUGUAUGAAUCACAGGAUUAAAACCCUGCAUAAUUUUUGAUUGUAGAAAGCCCAAGGCUGAAAGCCUAUAUAAGCAUUCAGAGUUCUAUGCAAGUAAAUUAAAAGUUAUUAGUUCUGAAUUUGUCAUGUUGCAAGUAGUUUAACAUGUAAUAAACCAAAUAUUUCAGUCCGA